Molecule: messenger RNA, 2925 nt
Organism: Lytechinus pictus (painted urchin)
Lineage: Eukaryota; Metazoa; Echinodermata; Echinoidea; Temnopleuroida; Toxopneustidae
Exons: 3
Coding region: 410-1063 (217 amino acids)
Source: RefSeq, a predicted model, not a curated record
GCUUUUCAAAUAAACGGAAAUUCAUGCAUACGAUUUCCAUGUCACUGUAUUGAAUAAUAUUCACAAGAAUUCUUUCUUGAAUUACCUCUUUUCAAAAUCUUUACCUUUGUCACGUUUGGAGCGGACUUUUAUCAACUUCAACGAAUAUCAGAAAGGAGGUCAUUUUGAGAAAGACGAGGAGUGCAAACAAAUUUCUUAAAAUGAAAUUUAUUGUGUCGAAGUGGCAUUCCUUCAUAUUUGUAGGCCUGCACAGAUUUUAGUCGAUCAAACAAGUUUAGUUGAAAACAACCAAUUGAAGAAUUCAUGGUCCCCCUUUCCAUUCAUUUUUGGAAAGCAUUAUCUUCAUCGUGAAGUACAAAUCUUGCUCAACCCUAUUUAUAUUAAUUGGUUAAUAAAUGACGAAUAGACCAUGUUGAUAGGACGUUGUGAAGUGGAAUUGCUGAUUGUCUGUGUCGUUCUCUGCCGUCAUGUCCAUGCAGAUGAUAGCAUUCAACAAGAUGUCAACGCUGAGAACAAUCUAUACCAUGUAUACAGAUCAUGGAGUAUUGUGGUUGGUGUGUUUGUAGCGAUGACCUGUAUUGCAGUAAUCCUUCUCUUGGUGUUUUACCUCCGGUUCAACAUGACAAAGACAAGGGAAGCAAGCGCAAUGAAGAACAAACGACUCACAAAGAGGAGUCAGAGAAUGGUUCCUUCCGACUUUCGUCCAGGGGCUCAGCAUCAACAAGACCGCUACGGGGAUCGUCGCAACCAACACCGUAACCUCCAACCACCAGCUCAUAUCGAUUACCGCUUCGAUUAUCGGUCGACCUCGAUCCUCCCCCCUGACAGGAAAACGGAUUAUGCUAUCGGCUCUGGCUCACCUGUUAAUAACAACGGUUUACCUCCGUCGACGAGGCUUGUCGAGAUCGAGGAAACGGACGAACCGGUAGCCCACCGCGAACCCGUAAUGUCAGUAGAGCCAUCUGCUUACCACUGGAGGGUCGGUCUGACUGGGUCCACGGUGUCAUACAACCCGCUGGCUGAAAUGGCGCCCCCUCAGAGAAUGCAUCUAACGUAUUUCUGAGCAUGCACGGAUCAUGUUACAUAUAGACCCCCUCGACAUUUUCGCGAUAGAUCCGAUUUUUUUUUUACUUUUUAUUUUCAAGUCUCGUGCAACUUUUGAGACCAAACUUGCGACCCGGGGUUCCGAAAUUACGCAACAUUUCAUAAAUGCAUGCAGACCAAAAAUGUCUCAAAACGUUAAUUCGUGUACAAAUCCAAUGCAAAUAAUGUUUUAGCCCAAUUAAUUUCCUGUUUGUUUAUGGUGAGAAUAAAGUCACUGACGAUUUCCAUCGAUGAAACAAUCAACAACAAAAAGUCGCAAAGCAAAGAAAUACAUAAGAAAUUUCUAAAACAAUAAAAUGCAUAAGAAAAUAAUUGUGAUAUUGAAUUUUCUUAAGUAAAUUUGAUCAGAUUCCUAUCAAGAGUCGGCGAAUUAAAAAGUAGCUUUUUAGGGGCCUUAUUUACUUAAUGAAUGCAAAAAAAAUAUUUUACGCAUAAAUUAGCAUAAUUCAUUAGCAAUGAGAUUUUUUGAAGAAUUUGAUUCUACCAUUUUGUAGAUUAUACAAUGGGUAAUGCGCAUGUCGAUUUUUGUUGCGAUCGCGCGACCGACAGCCGAGAUCAUAAGGAGGGGGGGGGGGGGGCUGAAUCAGCCCCCAGUCUUCUUAGGCGUCGAAAUAGCCCAGUCUAUUCAGGGUUAACAGUUAAGUCCCUCCAUGAAAACUAGUUAAGACCAAAACCUUACAAAGGCCUCAUUUGAACAUGAGAAUAUGCAGGCAAAUGCUACUUUCACCUAACAUAAUUAAUAUCUAGAGAGUGUGGGUGUUGUGGUUUCGUAGUAGAUUUUAAACUACUAUAUAAGCAGGUAAGAAAUUCAUUAGAAUAGGCUAUUAUAAGAUCCAAAUUAAUCAGUGUCGCGACCACUAUUAUUGCAUUUAAAGAUUCGAUUACUCAGCUUUUACUUGCAUUUCUACUAUUACUUGGAUAGAAAUGAUAGGUUCCUAAAAGAGUGGGCAUCCUUGACGUCUUUUCGGUCAUAUGUAUUGAUUUUGAAAUGAGGCAAAACACUUACAAUGUAUAGAUCCCGGCAAAAUUAAUAAAUUCUUACUGAUUGCCAGCUGAGAAAAACAUAACACAGAACAUGCAUUAUUGAAUUUCGUUGAUAAAGUGGCCCACGCUUUUGAUAAUUGCUCACAUCUAGUCGGCAUUUUUCUGGACUUCUCCAAGGCCUUCGACACCAUUAGCAUGAUAUCUUAUUACAUAAACUUUCUCAUUAUGGGGUGCGCGGGAAGGCCUUAAUUGGAGUGGUUCAGAAGCUACUUGUCCGAUAGACGUCAAUUUGUAUCUUUGAAUGGUCAUGCAUCCAACAUGCAAUAUAUUAAUUGUGGAGUCCUGCAAGGCAGUUUGUUAGGCCCUUUAUUAUUCAUCAUUUAUAUUAAUGACUUUUGUAAAUCAUCUGAUGUCCUUUCGUUCAUACUUUUUGCAGACGAUUCUAAUAUCUUUUAUUCCCAUAAAAAUCCAUAUACCUUAGUAAAUGCUGUUAAUAACGAACUUUUAAAAGUCACACAAAAAUUGUCUCUUAAUCUACUAAAAACUAGAUAUAUGCCAUUUAGCAAUUCCAUUAUAACACUUCCCAUGGACAUUGUUUUAGAUGACACUAAUUUAGAAAGUGUCACAUUCAUUAAAUUUCUUGGUGUUACCGUUGAUAAUAAGCUUUCCUAGAAAUACCACAUAGAUUGUACAUGUAUAAUUUAUAAUGACAAUAAUUUGUAUCGCAAAUAUUUGUUACAAUGUAUGAAAAUGAUUUAUAUCAAUAUCUAUGUCAUUUCUGUUGGAAAUAAAAUCUGAAUCUGAUCUGAAUCUGUUAAUAAAUACCCUGUACCAUAU